Synchiropus splendidus (mandarinfish) is the source of this 5257-nucleotide messenger RNA. Its product is annotated as ankyrin repeat and IBR domain-containing protein 1-like. The transcript has 20 exons. Gene Ontology annotation, biological process: protein polyubiquitination; ubiquitin-dependent protein catabolic process; positive regulation of proteasomal ubiquitin-dependent protein catabolic process. NCBI's taxonomy places the organism in Eukaryota, Metazoa, Chordata, Actinopteri, Syngnathiformes, Callionymidae. Gene Ontology annotation, molecular function: ubiquitin conjugating enzyme binding; zinc ion binding; ubiquitin protein ligase activity. The record is from RefSeq and is a predicted model, not a curated record. The coding region runs from base 665 to 3943 and encodes 1092 amino acids. Gene Ontology annotation, cellular component: cytoplasm; ubiquitin ligase complex.
UUACCGUUGUUGACGGCGAGUUUUUGUUGCUAACAGUUAGCAUGCUAGUUAGCGUUGGCGUUAGCGCACUGUCUUGUGUUUUUGAGUCACUUGAAGCUCACGCUGGAUGCUAGAAACACGAGGCGUGACAGCACGGGGACGUGUUGGCCACCAAAGUCCGUGUGCUGUCAUCUAUGGACGCGGACUUGUUCGGGUUUGCUGCUCUCAAACGUGACAUUAUUCGACAUUGUUUCUGAGCUAACCAAGAGGGCCUGCGUGAAAAGUGCUAACUAACAGGCGGGUGUAAUAACUCGGGUAAAUUAGUCAACACUGCUGGUGCUUAUGUUGUUACACAAGUGUUCAAAGAGCAACUGUUUACUGGUGUUGACUAAAAUGGAGCAACUAUUUGUUGUGAGAGCUGUCUGACAGAGAUAACAGUUACUGUUUAACUUGACCGAUCGUUGUCUGGCCGUGUUUGUUGUUCACAGUGUCAUAAACAUGAGCCUUAAAACCGCAUCUGACACUGUGGUUUAACUGGACGCCACUGUGCUACAAACUAUUCUUGCCCUGUAAAGGUUACUGUUCCAGCAACAGGGCACCAUCAUGUUGGUCUGUCGGACUUGAAGCAAGUUGAAGACAACUUGAGCAGCUGCAGCCUCAGAACUGCAGCCUGACGCGUAAAGACAUGGGGAACACAGCCACCAAGUUUCGCAAGUCUCUCAUCAACGGCGAUGAGAUUCUGGCCUGCCAUUUAUACGAAAGCAAUGUGCAGUUUAAAGAAGCUCUGGAUCCAAAUGCUACAUAUGGAGAGUCCUACCAGCACAACACUCCUCUGCAUUAUGCUGCUCGACACGCCAUGGCACGUUUACUCAGGUCUUUUCUUCUAAGCAAAGAUGGAAAUCCUAACAAACGUAACAUACACAACGAGACUUCGAUACACCUUCUGUGCAUGGGACCCCAGAUCCUCACCUCAGACGGGGCGCUGCAACCCAGAAUAUCCCGGCCAUAUGAAGAUGAACACAGACGUGCGCAGUGCCUGCAAAUCAUUCUGGCAUGGACCGGAGCAAAGCUGGACCACGGGGAGUAUGAGAGGGCUGAUAUCAACGCGACAGACAAUAAGAAAAACACAUGCCUGCACUAUGCUGCCGCCUCGGGCAUGAAGACCUGUGUGGAGCUUCUGGUCCAAAGAGAAGCAGACCUUUUCGCGGAGAAUGAAAACCGUGAGACUCCAUGUGACUGCGCAGAAAAGCAACACCACAAGGAGCUGGCGCUGUGCCUGGAGUCACAGAUGGUCUUUUCUCUCGCCCCCGAGGCCGAGGGUAUCGAGGCAGAGUAUGCAGCCCUUGACCGAAGAGAGAUAUACGAGGGCCUGCCGCCGCAGGAUCUGCGCAGGCUAAAGGAUAUGCUGAUAGUGGAGACGGCAGACAUGCUGCAGGCGCCUCUCUUCACUGCUGAGGCUCUGCUUCGCGCCCAUGACUGGGACAGAGAGAAGCUCUUAGAGGCCUGGAUGAACAAUGCUGAAGAAUGUUGCCAACGCUCAGGGGUACAGAUGCCUAAUCCACCUCCAAACGGCUACAACGCCUGGGACACGCUUCCCUCCCCACGGACGCCGCGCACACCACGGUCCUCCAUCACCUCCCCUGAUCAGAUCAACCUCACUCCCACGGAUGAAGACUCUGCAAUGUGUGGCAUCUGCAUGUCUUCCAUCUCUGUCUUCGAAGAACCUGUUGACAUGUCUUGUGGUCACGAGUUCUGCAGAGCGUGCUGGGAAGGCUUUCUAAAUCUGAAGAUCCAGGAGGGCGAGGCUCACAACAUAUUCUGCCCCGCCUUUGACUGCUAUCAGCUCGUCCCUGUGGAGGUCAUCGAGAGUGUGGUGUCCAGGGAAAUGGACCGGCGCUACCUGCAGUUCGACAUCAAGGCGUUUGUAGACAACAAUCCUGCCAUCCGCUGGUGUCCCGAGGCUGGCUGUGAGCGGGCGGUCCGACUGAACUCUCAGGCGCCCGGAGCAGCCAACGCAGACCCUCUCAGCUUUCCCCGCCUCCGAGCUCCGGCGGUGGAUUGUGGGAAGGGCCAUCUUUUCUGCUGGGAGUGUCAGGGCGAGGCUCAUGAGCCCUGCUACUGUGACAUCUGGAGGCUGUGGCUUCAGAAAGUCAAUGAGAUGAGACCUGAAGAAUUGGCUGGAGUGAGCGAGGCGUACGAGGAUGCGGCCAACUGCUUGUGGCUGCUGACAAACUCCAAACCCUGCGCCAACUGCAAGUCUCCGAUUCAGAAAAAUGAAGGCUGUAACCACAUGCAGUGUACGAAGUGCAAGUACGACUUCUGCUGGAUCUGCCUGGAGGAGUGGAAGAAGCACAGCUCGUCCACGGGGGGCUACUACCGCUGCACGCGCUACGAAGUGAUCCAACAGGUGGAGGAGCAGUCCAAGGAGAUGACAGAGGAGGCGGAGAAGAAGCACAAGAGCUUUCAGGAGCUGGACCGCUUCAUGCACUACUACACGCGCUACAAGAACCACGAGCACAGCUACCAGCUGGAGCAGCGGCUGCUCAAAACCGCCAAGGAGAAGAUGGAGCAGCUCAGUCGAGCCCUAAGUGGAAGAGCCGGAGGGCCGCCUGACACAACGUUCAUCGAAGAUGCAGUCCUUGAGCUACUGAAGACCCGGCGGAUCCUCAAAUGCUCUUAUCCUUACGGCUUCUUCCUCGAACCUAAGAGCACGAAGAAAGAGAUCUACGAGCUCAUGCAGACGGAUUUGGAGAUGGUAACGGAAGACCUGGCGCAGAAGGUUAACCGGCCUUACCUGCGAACGCCGCGCCACAAGAUUAUCAGAGCGGCCUGUCUGGUCCAGCAGAAGAGACAGGAGUUCCUGGCCUCUGUGGCGAGGGGGGUGGCCCCCAACGACUCCCCUGAAGCACCCAGACGCAGUUUUGCUGGCGGAACGUGGGACUGGGAAUAUUUAGGCUUCGCUUCACCUGAGGAGUACGCCGAGUUCCAGUACAGACGGAGGCACAGGCAGCGGAGACGGGGCGACAUGCCCAGUCUCCAUAGCAACACACCAGACACCGAAGACCCCAGCGACGGCUUUUCAGACACACUGGAGGGUGGAGGACGUCGGCAAGGACCCCUGAUGGGCCUCGGUUCUCUGGAGGACGACGACCCCAACAUUCUACUGGCCAUUCAGUUGUCUCUGCAAGACUCAGGUAUGACGGGAGGGGAGGCCCUGGCACAGGAGGCGUCCCUGGGUGCCAUCGGCACGUCGCUGCCAUCCCGACUGGAGCUAGGCUCCUCGGCCGUGGAGACUCUCCCGCGAGUGUCGUUGAGCAGCUCUGAGCUGCUGGAGCUGGGAGAGGCCUUCACCAGCCAGUAUCCUGCAGCCGCCGGUGUGACUCAGCACGCCGAGGAUCACCAGAGGGUCUACCGGUCAUCUGUGCCAAUUCCUGUGGCUCAAGGGGGCGGGAACUCGUCCACCGGCCUCUUCUCCUCCAGCGACACGUUGGACUCCAACACGUGCAGCAGCCACGAUCCGUCGUCAUCCUGUGGCUUAGCCGCCAACGCUAACCUGCUGGGCAACAUCAUGGCUUGGUUCCACGACAUGAACCCUCAGGGCAUCAGCCUGGUUCCCGCCACCUUCCCGGACACCAACCUGCCAUCGGCGCACGCGGGUGGAGACCUGCUGGUGGAAGAGGAGGCGGCGCGGCGGGAAAACAGGAAACCUCAGGAAGCAGCGCCGGAUUUCUGUCCCCAGAUCGACACGGAGGAGAAGCAGAACGUGGUGGCGGUGGAGCGGCCGACCCAGCUGGACCUGGUCAAGCUGGAGAGCUCGCCCAACAAAGCCACCACGGGGACGUCAGCGGACUCUGCUGCGAGGAGAGGCUCCAAGGUGGUCCACGUGGACACCCCGCAGUGUGACUCAGACCAGCUGCCCAGCACCAGCUCUUCAGAGUGGGAGGAGCAGGUGCACCUGGUGUGACAGUGGGAACAGAAAGUAGCAAACCAAGAGGCCAAAGCUGAGGUGGAAUGUAGGUGGAGUGAAGAAUGUUUUAGGGCAAGAAGAUGUUAGCGUCGCGUGAAGGUCGGUGCCAGACUGGCAAAUCUAAAACACUAACUGGUUUAGAGGUUGAUCUAAUAUUUAUUGAAGAAGUUUAACUGAUAUCAAGUCUUUUCCUUUUUUAUCACCGGAAGUAAGAUGACUACUAACAGAGUGGAGGAGCAGGUGCGUUUGACCCCAAACACAAGGGCAACGUGUGUUUCAGUGCGGUGACUAUAGGCGUGUUUGACCAGCGUCUAAUUAUUAACUAGAAACACUUGAGAUCCACAUGAAGGACACAAACACAGAUGCGCUGCAGACACUGGUGAAGGUGAGGCGAUGGAUCUGGCAGGUUGGAUGACCAAUGUUUCAUCCUGGAUUUGUCGCGUGUGAAACGUCAGAUGGAGUUGAAACGGAUAAGGUCAGACUGAAGGAAGGAUCGAAGUCGCCGGUGGCGUUCGCUGAGACACAGUUCUGAUCCAAUACCAGGUGUGACGGCGCAGCCCUGGACCGCAGAGGGAGCCGAAGUGAUCCAUUAACCCGACUGGACAGGGAACAAUAGGAAAGUAGCGUUUGUCUCGGUUUUGUGGUGAAAUACGUUUUGAGAGGAGGAGAAGUGUCCAGGUUUCCUCCUCCAUCGGUGCCAAACACUCCGGAGCACAGUCACCAAGUGGAUUUGUAGAUAUAGCGACUGACUCGGUUUCACUAACUCACCCACAGGGGGCGCCACUGGGGGGUCCAAAAGGUAGUUCUUCAACUCGAGCACAAUCAAGUUCGGAGUCUCUGGGAUUAUUGUAGUUGUUUUUGAGCCUUGGCAGACUGCAGGGUGCGCGCGCCCGCGCCCGAAACACAGUGCCUUUCCUGUCCGGCGUGAUCUCUCUGCACUAGCGCCGGUCCACUUUCACUCGCUGUUCCUCCGCACCACCGCUCACUUUCCUUUGCCGGGGUUUUUUUUUAAGACGCUAAAACAAGGAGCGCUAUACUCGCGGUCCCUUUUUGACGCGACAUUAGAUUUCUCCAGUGCCAUACGACGUAAGUGGAUCCUUUUUCCCGCGCGCCGCGGCUCCAUUGUGUUCGCCUCCGAGUACCGGCGCUGUAUUAAAAAAAACAACACGACGGUUUUGUAAGAGCUUUUCUACGGUGAAGCGACUAAUCCUUGAAAUGCUGUUUGCACUUUGGUAGUUUAUACUUGAUACAUUCCCUCUUUAUAUGAAGCAGGUUGAUGUGUGAGGCCAAUAAAUGUGUGUUGACUUUUAA